This is a messenger RNA of Didymodactylos carnosus, 921 nucleotides long. The record is from the annotation of a GenBank genome assembly. Lineage: Eukaryota; Metazoa; Rotifera; Eurotatoria; Philodinida; Philodinidae.
AUGUUACAGCUAAUUAAACGACAAUUGUCAACAUUUAGUAGCCGUAUCUCUGAAUUUGAAAGUAACACGAAAAGAAAACUGUUGGAAAUACUGCCCAAGAUUCGUAGUGGUAAUAUGGAAGAAAAAGAAUUAGCUAAUCUGUUUAAACAAGUCGAUAGAUCUCCAUUUAACAAACAAAACUUAGAAGUUUGGCUUGAGAAAAAAGCACAAGAGAUAGAGAUACUUACGAAUUUUGUCAGCAUUUUAGCUCAGGAAAAGAAUAUUGAUUGGUCGCAAUCAUCACUCGACAAAGCUCGGAGCAAUGUAAAUCAUAAAUUUAUAUUUCGUCUGAUUAUUCAUGUUAUCGGUAAAAAUGACUCGUUUUUACAGAACAUGUGUCAAUAUCUUCAAGACGAUGCUUUUAAUCGAACUCAUGAAGAGACGUCGAUCCAUCACUGGUUUGAUCAAGAUGAUGCUUUUGAAUCGAGUCGACAAAACAUUACGCUAUUUAUUAAAUUUGCUGAAGCAAAUAAAGAGAAUAAAAAUUGUCAAUUAGUUGCUGAUGAACAAUAUUCUGAUGAUUUUGAAAAGAAGAAAGGAAUAUCAAUUAUUUCUUAUGAAGGUGGCCGCCGUACGAAUACUAAAAUACCUAGUGAACCAGAACUUCAUGCAACAGUUUUGGCAGAUCGAACUGUAAAAAUCGAAUGGUCAAAACCACAGUUUGGAAGUGAAACUGUUCAGAAAUACGAGAUUUAUGGCCUAAAAAAUUCAAAUAAUCAAUGGAAUUUAUUAUCAACCACUACGGAUCCAACGAAAUCAACAAUUAUUUCAAAUCUUAAUGGAAAAUAUCAAUUCAAAAUAAAAGGAAUUACUUUAUUUGGUGUUACACCUGAAAGUGAUAUUAGCAAUACAAUUGGUAAGUAUGAUUUUUUUAUUGUGUAG